Molecule: messenger RNA, 1173 nt
Organism: Trichomycterus rosablanca
Lineage: Eukaryota; Metazoa; Chordata; Actinopteri; Siluriformes; Trichomycteridae
Gene: zbtb25
Product: zinc finger and BTB domain containing 25
Exons: 2
Coding region: 1-1173 (390 amino acids)
Biological process (GO): regulation of transcription by RNA polymerase II
Cellular component (GO): nucleus
Molecular function (GO): protein binding; DNA-binding transcription factor activity, RNA polymerase II-specific
Source: RefSeq, a predicted model, not a curated record
AUGGACGUGUCGGGGCACAGCCUCUUCCUCCUGCAGCAGCUCAAUGUCCAAAGGGAGUUUGGGUUUCUGUGUGACUGCACUGUUGCAAUCGGCAAUGUGUAUUUCAAAGCCCAUCGAGCUGUACUGGCUGCCUUCUCCAACUACUUCAAGAUGAUCUUCAUCCAUCAGUCCAGCGAGUGUAUAAAGAUCCAGCCCACAGACAUCCAGCCAGAUGUAUUCAGCUACCUGCUGCACAUUAUGUACACAGGCAACGGCCCCAAACAGCCUGUGGAUCAUAGUAGGCUGCAAGAAGGCAUCAAGUUCCUCCAUGCCUAUCAACUGUGUCACAAGGUGGGCGAAGGCGGUACCGACAACCCCUCCGAUGCCAUCCGUUUAUCCAACCUUUACGGCAUCCAGAUCUCCUCCCAGCUGAGCACUAAAGAGUCACCAGGCUUAAAGGCUGGUGGGCCAGGGGAGCCCGAGGGCAGUCGAUGCACAUCACGUACCGGUCCACCUCCAGCUUUAGGGCUCGAACUUCAUCCAGCAGAGCGCCAGUCUCUCAGCCUCCGUGCCGUGUCCUCGGGGGACGAGUGUGACAUCUUGGCGCGGAUCAAACAGGAAAAGGAGGAGCCCGAAGAGGAUGAGGAGUCCCGAGCUCCCGCUUCCCUGCCCUCAACGCAGGGUAGUCCGUGCCAGGCGAGAGGCUUUAAGGAUGGCAAUCUUGCACUACUUUGCCCUCAAUGUGGGGAGCGGUGUCUCUCACCAGAGGGACUACAGGAACAUCUUUUUACCCACGCAGCAUGUGCCCUAAUGGAGGGACCGUCUGAGGACAGCCGAGGGGACGUAAAAGGGACAGACGAGCUGAUGUUGGAGCUCAGGCGGGGCACAACGAGCACGGCAGGGAGCACAGACAGUCCCCCAGCAGGCAUUACCCGUAAAAGAAAGAUGGCCUGUGCCGUUUGCAACUUGCAUUUUUCACAGAAAAGCCAGCUGCAGGAGCACAUGUUUGCCCACGUGGGUAAGUCUUUGCGGCAGCAUCGAUACGGGCGCUUUGCCGGCUCGCUGCUUCAUGUCGGUGACGGGACAUCAGAGAUCGAGGACAUUGCCCGGGAAGCUCAGGAUAACGGCAGCUCCUGCUACUCGUUGGACUCGGAGAUUUCCCAGGAGAGUGUAGACGGUGUGGCGGCGGAAUGA